AUGCUACGGCAUUUGGUGGUCAUUUUGAUUGCAAUACUUUUAUUCACAUUCCCUCCUCAAAUUUCACCUUUAUUCGAAUCUCUUAGCAUCACCAGAUCUUCUACAACAUGUUAUCAAUAUACCACUCGUGAACAACUCAAAUCAAUACUUGAAUCAGAUACCCAUACAGCAAACUUUUGUAUUGAAAAGCCUACUCUAUCAUCACCAAAAAAAGCUAAUGCUACAAUGUUGAUGUUAUGUCGGAAUUCUGAUGUGUUCUCCGUAUUAGAAACAAUCCAAAACAUUCAAGAUCGAUUCAACAACAAAUACAAUUAUGAUUAUACUUUUUUAAAUGACAUUCCCUUUGAUUAUGAAUUUAUUUAUUUAGUAUCAUCAAUAAUCCCAUAUGGGAAAAUCAAUUUUGGACUCAUUCCAACUGAACAUUGGUCAUAUCCAUCACAUAUAAAUAUAUCAUUAGCUAAUGAAAUUAGACAAAAUUAUGUUAAUGUCCCCUAUGGAGAUUCAGAAAGUUAUCGACACAUGUGUCGAUUCUAUUCUGGGUUUUUUUAUAAGCAUGAAUUGGUUAGACAAUAUCGAUAUUAUUGGCGAAUAGAACCUGGUAUCAAAUUAUAUUGUGAUAUAAAUUAUGAUGUGUUUGAAUAUAUGAUGAUUAAUGACAAAAAAUAUGGAUUUGUCAUUUCAUUAUUUGAAUAUUCGGAAACCAUCCCAACAUUAUGGAAUCAUGUUUCUAAAUAUAUAAAUGAUAAUAUGAUUAUUUCCGAAUUGUUGCCUCUAUUGACUAAUGAAUAUAAUUGGUAUAAUUUAUGUCAUUUUUGGUCUAAUUUUGAAAUCGCUAAUCUUGAUAUAUUUAAUAAUGAUGAUUAUGAAAAUUUUUUCCAAUAUUUGGACAAUAUAGGUGGGUUCUAUUAUGAACGAUGGGGUGAUGCUCCAAUUCAUUCCAUUGCUGUGGCAUUAUUCUUACAGAAAAAAGAUAUUCAUUGGUUUGAAGAUAUAGGUUAUUAUCAUGUUCCAUAUCUACAAUGUCCUCAAGAUAUUGACUUGUACAUUAAGAACAAGUGUACUUGUAAUCCCAAUGAAGAUUUUACAUGGAGUGAACUUAGUUGUACCAACCAUUUUUUAAACAUUCUACAAGGUUGA
Messenger RNA from Candida dubliniensis CD36, 1137 nucleotides. RefSeq names its product Mnt3p (gene MNT3). Bases 1 to 1137 code for a protein of 378 amino acids. Gene Ontology annotation, cellular component: Golgi apparatus; membrane. Gene Ontology annotation, molecular function: alpha-1,2-mannosyltransferase activity. The transcript has a single exon. NCBI's taxonomy places the organism in Eukaryota, Fungi, Ascomycota, Pichiomycetes, Serinales, Debaryomycetaceae. The record is from RefSeq and is a predicted model, not a curated record. Gene Ontology annotation, biological process: protein N-linked glycosylation; cell wall mannoprotein biosynthetic process; protein O-linked glycosylation.